Rhizoctonia solani is the source of this 957-nucleotide messenger RNA. Its product is annotated as pectinesterase. Gene Ontology annotation, biological process: cell wall modification. The transcript is spliced from 7 exons. NCBI's taxonomy places the organism in Eukaryota, Fungi, Basidiomycota, Agaricomycetes, Cantharellales, Ceratobasidiaceae. Gene Ontology annotation, molecular function: pectinesterase activity. The record is from RefSeq and is a predicted model, not a curated record. The coding region runs from base 1 to 957 and encodes 318 amino acids.
AUGCGAUUCAGCAAUCGACUCAUCUCUUCAGUUUCUCUUCUUUCGGUCAUUUCUUCCGUAGGUGCACUCGCCUCUCCGCCACCUAAAGCGAUCACCGUUGGCAAAAACGGUAAAUACGCCAGCUUAUCGCAGGCCCUUGAAGAUACCUCGGGUAAUAUUUACUUUGUCUAUGCGGGUACAUAUACCGAGCAGGUAAUUAUUGACCGCCCUAACAUUAAGGUCUACGGCCAAACUUUCGAAGAUGAUUUAACUUACGCUUCAAACCAAGCAACUAUUACAAAUAAUGUACCAGCCUCAACGGCAGGUAGUAACGAUGCAAGCGGCACCAUUCGUAUUCGACCCAGUGCCACCGGCGUCAGCAUUUACAAUUUGAAUGUCGCCAAUACAUAUGGCAAGCCUGUUGCCCAAUCACAGGCCAUUGCUCUCUCGGUCCAAGCAGGUCAAUUUGGCUGCUAUGGCUGCAAAAUAGCUGGGUAUCAAGAUACACUUUUAGCUAACGUGGGCGCCCAGUUCUAUGGAAAGAACUUCAUUGAGGGAGCCGUCGACUUUAUAUUCGGCCAGCGGGCAUCAAUCUGGGUCACCGAUUCAACGUUAAACACCAUAGGUGACGGCUAUAUCACUGCAUCGGGGCGUUCGACGAACGACAACACCUACUACGUCAUCAACAAUAGCAAGAUUACUGGGAAAGGAAAUCAGUACUUAGGACGGCCUUGGAGAAAUUUCGCUCGUGUUAUUGUUCAAAAUACCAACAUUGGCUCCCAUGUCGUUGCUGCAGGGUGGUCCCAAUGGUCUACCUCGACCCCAAACACCGAUAACAUACUAUUUGGAGAAUACAACAAUUCUGGUGAGGGCUCAUGGAAGACCGGGCGAGCCCCAUUUGCUACGAAGCUCUCCGCUAGCAUUUCCAUUUCGACUGCUUCGGGAAGCACCAGCUGGAUAGAUUCAGCAUAUCUGUAA